Petromyzon marinus (sea lamprey) is the source of this 1401-nucleotide messenger RNA. The record is from RefSeq and is a predicted model, not a curated record. NCBI's taxonomy places the organism in Eukaryota, Metazoa, Chordata, Hyperoartia, Petromyzontiformes, Petromyzontidae.
CAUUGGCUGACGCUUCCGUGUUGCUUCCCCACCGCCCCCCCCCCCCGCUUCAGAAUCCACCCCAAGCAGCGGCAGCAGCAGCGGCUAGUCGGACUGCGGAGUCGAACUCGAACGGCGGCGAUCACUGAUAUACUCAUGGCGUAUCCAGGCUACGGACAGCAGUUCUCCGGGUACGGAGCGCCGGGCGGUGCUCCUGGCCAGUACCCUGGUGGAUUCCCUGGGGGCUUCCCGCAACAGGAUCCGCUUUUCGGCUACUUCUCGGCAGUUGCCGGGCAGGAUGGUCAAAUUGAUGCGGAGGAACUCCAGCGGUGUCUGACCCAGUCGGGCAUCAGCGGCACCUAUCAGCCUUUCAGCUUUGAGACCUGCAAGAUCAUGAUUUCCAUGUUGGAUCGCGACAUGUCCGGUAAGAUGGGUUUCAACGAAUUCAAGGAGCUGUGGACGGCACUCAACGGCUGGAAGCAGAACUUCAUGGCGUUUGACCGGGACAUGAGCGGCACGGUGGAUCCUGGGGAGCUGUCGCAGGCCCUCGCGUCAAUGGGUAACGGUUACCGGCUGAGCCCACAGGCGAUCAACAACAUCGUCAAGCGGUUCAGCCGUGACUGCAAGAUCUUCUUCGAUGACUACGUGGCUUGCUGCGUCAAGCUGCGUGCGCUCACCGAUGCCUUCCGGCGGCGGGACACUGCCCAGCAGGGAUACGUCAACUUUGCCUACGAUGAUUUCAUCCAGUGCACCAUGAGCAUCUAAGAGGCCUCCGGCGGGCGUGGUGCCAUCGCCUACACAGACCGCGGCUUUACCAAGUCACGGACUCGGGUUUCUGUCACCGUGUAAAACUACAAACCUGCGUAUACGUACUGUGGUCGUGUAGGGGUUUUUUAUGUUUGUGGUUGCACGUUUUUUUGUACGGAACGAUUAACCCUUCGAAGCCUGCGAGCCAUUCACUUUUUUUUACGUGUUAAUGAUUUCUCUCACACUUAUCUGGCAGUUGGUAUCAGAACUGUGCAGCCAGAUUUACACUCCAUUAGCGAUAGAUGAUGUCAGACUGUGAAAUGGGCGUGAAGUGCUUUGCCUAGAUGUCCCUCGUAAAGAUCGGGCUUUAACUCCUUACGAAAAUGUAACCUUUACUCUAAACGAGUAUUGUCAUAGGCACUGAAUGAUGUUGAAAGCGUUCGUGUGGGUUUUUUUUAGAUGCUUGCAUACUGGGUCGAGUAACGUUUUGCAAAACGUAUUACAUUUUACAUCAAAAACGUGUUAAAAUCCUGUCGCUCCUGACUCGUGCCACAGAAAUGGACUCGGAACUUCAACACGCUUGUUUCAUAUGCUGCGUCCACUACCAGGAAUUGCAGACUAGUGGCUUGUAGUUACAAGUUGCCCUUGUUCAAAAAUAAAGUGUCUCAACAAACA